CCAAACCUAUAGUUUGUUAACAAGAAAUGUGUGGAGUGGUUGAAAAAUGAGUUUUAAUGACUCCAACUUAAGUGUAUGUAAACUUCAGACCCCAACGGUACGUUUCAGGAAAAUUUGAUUUUUAGCAUUUAUAGCAAUGUUUUUCAACUUUACUGCAGGGUUGGAAUGUAUUUCGCAGAAAACUGAGGUUGUGGUGGCAGCUGCAGAGAAGUAUUUGGGUAUGCGAGACUUGACAUCAGAAGAGUUACAGGGUGUGUUAAUUGGUGAUGUCCCAUCUAUUUCAGGUUGGCAUGAGGUAGGACUAAAUAUAUUUAAAUAGUGGAGUAGGAUGGUGUUAUUUUUAUUUGAUUGAUUUUUUAACAUUUGUUUUGUGAUUUUAGUGUUAGAUGGUAGGGUAUUUAUAUUUUUUUAUUUAUAUUUUUUUAACCAAAGUAUAAGGGAGUUGUACUCCAGUCUAGUAGGUGGCGGUAAUGCAACACGUUGGAAUUCCAACUUCCGUUAACCUCAUCAAAGAAGAAGAAGACCCGGAAGUACUUUUCUAUUGUUGUUGACGAGAUGCUGAUGUCAUCUUGUUGAAUGAAAUAGUUAGCCAGUGAACUACAAUGUGACAGCAUCUACUGCGUAAUCAUAACGUUAUAUUUGUCUAAAUGUAGGCUUAAAAAUCUCAGGGAAAAUGUCACGUUUAAAGGAUCAACUGGCCACCGUCAUGAGGCUUUUAGUAAAUGCAGCUGUGGUGGAAAUAAGUAAAUUGUUGGACGAGUGCACGAGUCAAAACGUUUACACCGAGUCACAGAGACAGUGCACUGGCCCUGGGACUGAGCUGUCUGCCACCAUGAAGAGAUUGUGCAAAGAGGCCAUGCAAAAAAUCAUUAGUCUCAUAGAUGAGGAUACAGCUUCUCUGCGUCUGCAAGUGUCUGUGUGUCAGAGAGAUAAUCAGGUUCUGAAGGAGAAUCUCCAGGUGAUGGAUGGGGAUCUGAGGUCGACUGGAGGGCUUGGAGAGGUGGAUGCAGAGGACAGGAAGACCCAAGGAAAAGACCUGACUAAAUUUGUGCACUUGUCUGAAGUCAACAGUGGCACGUCUGCAGAGACGGAGGAGGAAUGUGCUGAAUGGAUCACGUUGAAGGAGGGUACCCUGCAACAGGACACCCAGACAGGACACACACAUGAGCACACAGAUGGAGAAUCCAGGACAGAGGAUGGGGAGGAUGCUACUAUUGAACACAACUUAGAGGAGGAGAUUACUACACCACUCUCACCAGCAAAGGCCCAAGAUGACCAAGACUUAGAGCCUGCUGUGCCCACAGACAUAUCCAAUGAUGCUAAGAUGGCGGCUCCCACAGUACGUCAAAUGAGACUGCGUGCAGUGAGACGCACCCAGGGCCAGAAAUCUGUCAAAGGAGACAAAUGUUUAAGCUGUGUACAGUGUGGGAAGGCUUUUAGUAAACUAAGUAACCUGAAAGCCCACCAGGUUGUCCACACAGGUGAGAGGCCAUUUAAGUGUACGCAUUGUGGGAAGGGCUUUACAGCAAAGUGCAGUCUCAAAGUACACCACGUUAUAGUCCACAAAAGGGAGAAGCGAUUCAAGUGCACAUACUGCGGGAAGAUAUUUGGCACCCAGAGCCAGCUUAAAGAACACCAGGUGGUUUUCAAAGGCGAGAAAGAGAAGGUAUUAAGAUGUACUUUGUGUGCUAAGGCUUUCCCUGCCAAAUGUAGCCUCAAAGCUCACAGAAUAGCUGUACACAGAGGAGAGAAGAGAUUCAAGUGCUCUCAGUGUGGGAAGGUUUUUGCCAGGCAGAGAGAUAUGAUAGUACACCAGGGUGUACACACAGGAGAAAGACCAUUUAAGUGUACAGCGUGUGGGAAGUCUUUUACAGCUAGACGAAGUUUAAAUGUACACGUGCUGACUGUACACAAAGGAGAGCGACCUUUCAGCUGUGACAUAUGUGGCAAUAGAUUCAGCCAGAGAAGUGGCCUCAAGGCUCACCGAAGGACCCACACCGGAGAGAAGCCCUACAUGUGUGACCAAUGCGGAAAAGGCUUCAGCCUGAAAAGUGCCCUUAAUACCCACCACGUAGUUCACACUGGUGAGAAAGCAUUUAGCUGUGAGAUCUGUGGCAAAUGUUUUAGUUUAGCGCCUAACCUCCGCAGACACCAGCAGACUCACUCUGGUGUUAAAGCGUUCACCUGUGACAUAUGCCAGAAGAGUUUCACUCAAGCUAGUCAUCUCAAAGUCCACCAGCGCAUUCACACAGGUGAGAAAACGUUUGUAUGUGACGUAUGUGGAAAGAGCUUCAACCAAAAGAGUUCGCUGAUGAUCCACCAGAAGAUACACAGUGGGGACAAACCCUAUGACUGCUUAGAGUGUGGAAAAUGCUACCGGUCUGCAAACUAUCUGAAAAGGCACCAGGUGACACACACAGAGAAAAAAACUCACUCUUGUGAAGAAUGCGGAAAGAAUUUCCACACCGCUACCAAUCUCAAAACUCAUCGUCGGGUCCACACAGGCAAGAAGACAUUUACCUGUGAUAUAUGUGGACAAGGGUACAGUUCCCUAAGUUACUAUAACGCUCACCGGCUCAUUCACACUGAGGGGAAACCAUUCAGCUGCACCAUGUGUGAGAAGCAGUUCGCCAAACAGCGUUUCCUCAAUCUUCACCUACGCACUCACACUGGAGAAAGGCCACAUACCUGUGACCUGUGUGGGAAGUGCUUCAGUUUUGCACAGAACCUUGUUCGCCACAAACGCGUGCACACUGGGGAGAAACCGUUUCUCUGCAUUUUGUGUGGGAAGACUUUCAGCCAAGCGAACAAUCUCAAGGCUCACCGGCAAGUGCACACUGGGGAAAAACCAUACAACUGCUCCAAAUGCAGGAAGAGCUUCUCCUGUAUGAGAAAUCUGAAGGAACACAAGUGUAUUGAAGUUCAAGAACAAAUAGUGGAAGUGACUGUUGGGAGACUCUCACAAGUACUGUAAUAAUGUAUGAAUAAUGGCACAAUACCAACACACCUGACUAACUGGAGCUGCUUAGCAAAAAAUGCUAUGAAUGUUGCAAAUCCAUGUAGCAAUUAUAAUUCUAGAAUAUCUAGCUAUUACACAAGCUGCAUAAAUGACAAUGCAAGCCUUCUACUGUACGUCCAUGGUCCUUCCAUGGAUUCCCCCUGAUGUCAUAUUAGGAUGGGUUGAAAUUUGCAUCACUGUUGCUAUCAUCAUGUCUCUCAGGUAACCUGGGCCUAGUCUAAUGAUAAGUACUACUAUGUUAUUAUAUGUAUGUAAUAUGUAUUUAGCAUUUCCAUAUUUCAACCCACAUGCACCAGUAAUAUUGCAGCAUGAGUAUUUUACAGUAUGUUGCAAUACAUUUGCUCAUUUUACAACUCAGGUAACAAGAGGUGUUUGACUUGUGUUUUGUCCCUGUAAAUCUGAAUUAAAUAAAUCUAUUUAGAAUCAAAUUAUA
Molecule: messenger RNA, 3452 nt
Organism: Oncorhynchus mykiss (rainbow trout)
Lineage: Eukaryota; Metazoa; Chordata; Actinopteri; Salmoniformes; Salmonidae
Biological process (GO): regulation of transcription by RNA polymerase II
Cellular component (GO): nucleus
Molecular function (GO): RNA polymerase II transcription regulatory region sequence-specific DNA binding; DNA-binding transcription factor activity, RNA polymerase II-specific
Source: RefSeq, a predicted model, not a curated record